CCGCCGCCUCGGGCGCUUUGUCCGACAGUCGCCCCGCGGCCCGGCUCCAUCCCUCGGGGGCCCUUUUGUUGUGCCCGUCUGUGCCCCGCAGCCGGGUGACCUGCACAGCCCGGCCAGCAGAUCGCGGCGGACUCGUUCUUUCCCCCAUUGUCUUUCCGGCUUGUUUCCCCUCUCACCUUUCUGCUGGGUCGGGUCCCCCCAGGGGCUUUGUCUACCCUUCCACCGGCUCACUGGCUCUGCACCCCGUUUCCUGCCCAUCCUCGCUGGGUCGAUCCGCCACCGCGGCCGAGCUGUCUGAGCCCCGGGGACUCCGUCUGCAGCCUCGCAGUGCAGACAGACUCUGGGCUGUGCUGUGGGACCGAAGGAUGCACGGGGGUGCGGGUGUCCCCGACGGCACCCUCUCCCCGGCAGGACGGGAGCCCCUUCCCUCUCUGCCCGCCUCUGCCGGCCUGAAAGUGUCUGCGGGUUCGUCGCCGGUCUCUGGGCCCGCGAUUGUUUUGCUUGGAAACAGUAGCCCUGGAAAAAGGAUCUGGUCUCCCGGUGGUGCCGCGCGCCUCCCCGCCGGCCCGCGCCGGGUGUUUCUGAAGGCCUAGGCCAAGGGCAGCCGUCGGCGCUUUGCGUCUGGGCCACCUGGGAUGGGCCGGGGACAUUGCAGGAGGCGAGGAGGCGACGCCAGGAAAUUUGGUGAGCGGCCUCCACCGAAACGACUCACUAGGGAAGCUAUGCGAAAUUAUUUAAAAGAGCGAGGGGAUCAAACAGUACUUAUUCUUCAUGCAAAAGUUGCACAGAAGUCAUACGGAAAUGAAAAAAGGUUCUUCUGCCCUCCUCCUUGUGUGUACCUCAUGGGCAGCGGCUGGAAGAAAAAAAAAGAACAGAUGGAGCGCGACGGCUGUUCUGAGCAGGAGUCUCAGCCCUGCGCCUUCAUCGGCAUUGGGAACAGCGACCAGGAGAUGCAGCAGCUGAACCUGGAGGGAAAGAAUUAUUGCACGGCCAAAACAUUAUACAUAUCUGAUUCAGACAAGAGGAAGCACUUCAUGCUGUCUGUGAAGAUGUUCUACGGGAACAGCGACGACAUCGGCGUGUUCCUCAGCAAGCGGAUAAAAGUCAUCUCCAAGCCCUCCAAAAAGAAGCAGUCACUGAAAAACGCUGACUUGUGCAUUGCCUCGGGAACAAAGGUGGCUUUGUUUAACCGACUGCGGUCCCAGACAGUCAGCACCAGAUACCUGCACGUAGAAGGAGGCAACUUCCACGCCAGCUCGCAGCAGUGGGGAGCGUUUUACAUUCAUCUCCUGGACGAUGAUGAAUCAGAAGGAGAAGAGUUCACGGUUCGCGACGGCUACAUCCAUUAUGGACAGACGGUCAAACUCGUGUGCUCAGUGACCGGCAUGGCACUCCCCAGAUUGAUAAUUCGGAAAGUCGACAAGCAGACCGCGUUACUGGAUGCAGAUGACCCCGUGUCGCAACUCCACAAGUGUGCAUUUUACCUUAAGGAUACAGAAAGAAUGUACCUGUGCCUUUCUCAAGAAAGAAUAAUCCAGUUUCAGGCCACUCCAUGCCCGAAAGAACCAAACAAAGAGAUGAUCAACGACGGCGCUUCCUGGACAAUCAUCAGCACCGACAAGGCCGAGUACACGUUUUACGAAGGGAUGGGCCCCGUCCUGGCCCCCGUCACCCCAGUGCCUGUUGUGGAAAGUCUGCAGUUGAAUGGCGGUGGGGACGUAGCAAUGCUUGAACUAACAGGACAGAAUUUCACUCCAAAUUUACGAGUCUGGUUUGGGGAUGUAGAAGCCGAAACCAUGUACAGAUGUGGAGAGAGCAUGCUCUGCGUGGUCCCAGACAUUUCCGCAUUCCGAGAAGGCUGGCGAUGGGUGCGGCAGCCAGUCCAGGUUCCAGUAACUUUGGUCCGGAACGACGGGGUCAUUUACUCCACCAGCCUUACCUUCACCUACACGCCGGAGCCGGGGCCGCGGCCGCACUGCAGCGCGGCGGGGGCCAUCCUCCGCGCCAGCUCCAGCCAGGUGCCCCCUACCGAGUCCAGCACGAACAGCGAGGCAAGUUACACGGACGCCAGCACAAACUCCACCAGCGUCACGUCGUCCGCGGCCACCGUGCUGUCCUAACACCGUCUUUUUGCUGGGACUUACACUGACUUGAGUGUGGCAAAAAGCUGGCAGAAAAAGAGGAAAAAAAAAAAAAAAAAGAACAAUCUUUUGUGGUUUCUUGGGAAAACUUUCAUACCAGGUGAUAACUAUUGAGAAACCCCUUUACCUACAAGUGCUGAUUUGAAAUCCAGAAGCCACAGUAAAACUAAGCGUCAAAAUGCACAAACCGUGGGGAUCCGAGGGUUCAGCCGGUCUUAUUUUGCUGGCUUGGUCGGUCUUUGGUUUAAAUGGGCAAGAAAUAGCUGCUUGUCUGGAGUAAGGAUUAAACAGACUAGAAGACACAGAUCUAACAUAGUUUCUAUGGACCAAGGAACUUGUGUAAGCUUUAGUAAAAGGUACAUUUUCAUCAUACCUUUUUUUAUAUCGCAGUAUAUAGUACAUCUUGUUAUCAAAUAGGUUGUAUUCCUUCUGACCCCUUUUGCUCUGAAGUUCAUUCAGGUUCCAAGCCUGGCCGUUCUUUUUUUGUUUUUAAGCUGAAGUCUUAUGACUUUUCGUGAGUCGAAAUUGUUUUGAUCUCAGCAAGUCAAAUCUUGUAAAGGCCUGCAUAUUUUUUUUUUAAGAUUAUAUGAAGUCUGUGCAAAAGCUUUAAAAAUGCCUCUGCCUUGCCUGCAAUACAUGCAAUGUACAUUAAUUUUAGUCUUUAUUCUCAGACACUGUUGGUAGUUAGUUCGGUGUUUUCCCUUUCUUUUCUUUUUUUUUAAAGAAAUGUAUUUAUAGCGAUAAUCUGAGGUUCUAACAUUUACGUGGAGUUCGGUGUGGCCAUUUAGUCCUUGACGAGUUGAUGGCACAGAACCUGUUGGUAUUUGAAGUGCUCUCUCCCCUCUCCUAUACAGAACUACGUCUGUGUGUUCCAGGAUCUGUUCAGGUGUCUGCCCCCUCCCGUCUUGUACAUAACUUGUAUUAUGUGUAAGUUAAACAUUUUAUUUUGAACUUGGGGUGUUCCCAGCGAUUUCAUUCAGCAGGGUAUUUUCUGUCUUGUUGGCAAAUGACAAAAAAAAAAAAAAAAAAAAAAAAACCGUAAGAAGUAUCUGCUACCAGUUGGUAGGCAAUGCCCUUAUGGUAGAAUGAGGAAAAUCCCAACAGAAGCAUGUUUUAUUAUUUUUACUUUUUUUUUCUUUUCUUCUCUCUUUUCCUUUUUCUUUUCUUUUCUUUUCCUUUUUUUUUUUGGUAGCCUAGGCCAGAUCAUCACUGUAAUCUUAAAACAUAAGAUGCUUUUAUUAGCUGAUCAACUGAAAUAGCUGGAAGGCAGUACUUUAGGAACAGAUAGUGUGAGGUUAUAAAAAUGCAAGUGUAACUUAUGUUUCCAUGCCCCUCUCUGCCUUUUUUGUCCUCCGUUCCUCAGUACUGAGCAUCUCCACAACUCUCUCCUACUCGGAAAACAUUGCGUUUCCUUUUGGUUAAGAUGUGGUUGCAUUCGGGGUCGCGUGUUGGCCUUGCCCGCCGCUCUCGCCGGCUUGCCAUUGCUUCCGUUCCUGCCCUCUGGUCAUACCUUCGCUCGGCUCCUCAGAGAUCACAGCGGACUCGUUGGGUUCAGUCCAGGAACCGCGCGUGCAAUGAUCUAAGACGGUUUAGUGAUGCAAUCAUCCUUCUUCGAGUAAAAACUACCUCUAGAUUGUGGUAAGCUUUUACUGUCACACAAAACAGAAGCCACAAGUACCUUAUGGAGGCGAAACUGUAAGUUCCCGCAGUGUGUCCUCAUAGAACAUGGUCAUUCUGGUGUCCUGGGCUGUUUCAAAGAGAGUUUCCACCCAGAGACUUUGAAAAUACCGUUACUGGCAUUCCCCCCGCCACCUUUGCUCCCUCCGUCACUCUCUGCUCAGACUACGCCGCUGUAAAUACUGUUCUCGCGUCUCUCAAUGGCCUUUUCCUCGGUUUUCAAGGGGAAAGUCAUUUAUAAGACACGCCGGGGGGGUUAAAUCGAAGUUGCUGCCGGCUCCCCGAGGGCAAGCCUUCUUAAUCACCCAGCCUGCAGUGUCCGAUGGCAGCCUUUCCUCUUCAGAUCUGCCCAUCCCUCUCGGAAGCCAGUCCCGCCUCCACCUCCAGCGUGUCGCAGUGACAGCGGGCAGAGCUCACCGUGGCCUUAGCCUCCUCGGUCGUAACUGUUCCCCAGCUUUUCCUCGCGUCCCCACUUAGUCCUGAGUGGUAUUUAUUCUUUUCUCUGUUGGAGUCACCCGUAGUCACCACACAGUGCUUUCUGUUCAGUGUGGAAAUGUUUCCAGAGCCGCUUCCUUUUCCCAGGCCACAAGUUCCCCCGCCCCAGGUUCGGGGCGUAGUUAAGAAAUCAUAUUCAAUGAACUGGUAACAAACGAAAUGCAUUUGAAGAACAAACUAUUCCUGACCCAGUUUUUGUAGCUCAAACUAAUUUGUCGAUCCCAUGGCUUUGUUGAAGAGAACUUCCGCUUUUGUAAGGCCGAUAUCUUAUUUUGGUCCUUUGUUUCUUUUCAGAAGAUCAUUGAAAUAUUAGACUGUAAAAGCCCUUUCCUGGGUUUCUCUUUUGUUUUGAAAAGUCCAAGAAUGUACUUUUACAGGCAUCGUUUUGCCCUCCCCGUUUUAUGCCAUCCUCAUACCACAAGACUAAAGAGUGAAAUGUCUAUUGUAGCUUAUCGUUGGUCAGUAAUUCUUUCAUCAGCUGCUUAAAGGAAUCUUUUUCAUGGAUCUGUGGAUCAUUUUAACAUGCUGUUCAUAGGAGCGCUGUCCUGCAGUUGCAGUAGAACACAUCCUUCCCCAUGACAGCGUUACUAAGGGUACUGGUCCUCACACCCGCGUGAGAUUCUCUUCACGGCGGUGGCUGCACCGUGUCUCACGCUGUUGUGGUCCUGUGCGACCUCUGAACAGAUACACAGAAGCCGAGCCUGUGACGAGUACGUUCUUGUCGAUCCCACUGAGUUUGUCGCAUGGAUUGGGAAGGCAAGCUAAGCCCUGGGAUCAGGUAGCCCUCACGUUCUGAGUGCUUUCCGAGUUGAACACUAGUGCGACAGCUAACCUGCUGCUGAGUUCUCUUAAACUGCGGCGUUGAAAGGCGUCCUCUCCUGUGAACUAACCAGGGACGCCCUGGUCACUGUUAACUGCACAGACUCCCUGGCGACCAUCACUGGUUAGUUGUCGUUUGCCGUGAAACUGGUGCCACCUGUGUCCUCACGGAAGCUUUCCAAUGCCAUCCGGGAGACUAACGUCAGCUAGUCCUGUUAACCAGGUAGCCCACUAGGGGGAAGGGUUCCUUUUUGAAACCGAAUGCUAUUCAGUUAACCAAGUUACUCGCUUUGAUUUCGAAAGCAGCUGGGUGUCUGAUGCGUACUGAACAAAUGUGUGUAAUUUUCUGUGCCAGACUUCCGACUUUGUUUUUAAGCACUGUAAUGUGGGAUGGAUGGUUAGUAACAAUAAUAUAUUAGGGUUUCUCUUUAACCCUUUCAGGACUGAACUGUAUCUCUUCUCAUUAAUUUUUCCCCGUGUCGUGGUAAGUGUCUGCUAGCACCCAGUACUGUGUUGGUCCAGAUGUAGGUUUCUCUGCCCAUUUUUAGCUUAUUUCUUGUACCUUGCAGCAUGCCCGACGCAUUCAGUCCUUAAGGGGUUUAUUUUACAAACUGUGCGCCUGUAAGGUUUAUUAGCAAUAAGAUAGAAAACGGAGCAAGUUUAUACCAUAAUUUUGUAGAAAAAAAAAAAAAGAAUCUGCUCAGUUCCAUAUCUCAUCCAUGAAAAACCUGCAAUACGGGCAGUUUCAAGGAAUAAAUAAAAAGGAAAUGUAAACCAUG
Messenger RNA from Tupaia belangeri chinensis (Chinese tree shrew), 5911 nucleotides. RefSeq names its product recombination signal binding protein for immunoglobulin kappa J region (gene RBPJ). The coding region runs from base 636 to 2120 and encodes 494 amino acids. The transcript is spliced from 12 exons. Gene Ontology annotation, cellular component: nucleus. Lineage: Eukaryota; Metazoa; Chordata; Mammalia; Scandentia; Tupaiidae. Gene Ontology annotation, biological process: regulation of transcription by RNA polymerase II. The record is from RefSeq and is a predicted model, not a curated record. Gene Ontology annotation, molecular function: RNA polymerase II cis-regulatory region sequence-specific DNA binding; DNA-binding transcription activator activity, RNA polymerase II-specific.